This is a messenger RNA of Hirundo rustica (Barn swallow), 5070 nucleotides long. RefSeq names its product coiled-coil serine rich protein 1 (gene CCSER1). The record is from RefSeq and is a predicted model, not a curated record. The transcript has 10 exons. The coding region runs from base 274 to 2448 and encodes 724 amino acids. NCBI's taxonomy places the organism in Eukaryota, Metazoa, Chordata, Aves, Passeriformes, Hirundinidae.
GGAGAGGUGCCCUCUGUGAGUUAAGUGGUGGGUAGUCAGGGCAGGUACUUCUGUUCAUACACACUUGUGCUCUCUGUGAGGUGAGGUCUAAGGAGAAGGUAUGACGGAGUUGGGAAGAGGGACCCUGUGACUGCUCCCAGCACCCAGAAGCUACAGCUCUGAGCACCCAAGUGCUUUUUCUCCCUGCUCACAAAGUGUUUCUUUCGAAGGCUAAAGCAACAGUGCAGAGCUUAUUUUAUUGUCUGUGAAGAACCACGGACCCUUUGUGCCCCGAUGGGGGACUCGGGAUCCAGACGAUCGACUCUUGUAUCUCGGUUGCCAAUAUUCAGGAGAAGUGUUAGCCGGAGACACGACUCCCUCCCUUCCUCGCCUUCUUCUGCCAGUGCCAUUGGUGUCCACACGUCCUCCCCAUCCAGCACAAACUCCAGCUCUGGGAGCACAGGAAAGCGCCGGAGUAUUUUCCGCACUCCUUCCAUUAGCUUCCAUAACAAGAAGGGGAGUGAGCAGAAACCUGACUCAGCGAGUCAAAAUGUUAACAUAUCAAAUGGUGCCCAGUCCUCUCUUAGCGCUUUUCAAGCACUCAGCUUAGAUGAGCACAUAAAAAGCAGAGGAAGGCAUUCAGUUGGCUUUGGCAGCUCACGUAACAAGAAGAUAACAAGGUCUUUGACAGACGAUUUUGAAAAGGGAAAGGAGCCCUCAGCUAAUAAGAAUGUCUUUAUCAACUGCAUAAGCUCUGGGAACAAUGAGGGUGAUGAUUCGGGCUUUGCAGAAGAGCGAAGCCGACACUCUGUCAAACAGUCCACACGAAAACUUCUCACGAAAUCCUUUUCAUCACACUACAAAUUUUCUAAACCAGUUUCAGAGAGUCAGUCCGUUUCCUCUGUGCAGCAGCCCAGGUGCUUGCUGGAAGUUAAAUCCUAUGUGGAAAGUGAACCUGUGAUGGCCAAGUCGUCUCCUCCAUGCUCAGCUGAGACGACGGAGUGCAUGGGCAGCUCCCUGCAGUCCCCGCUGCUCUCGGCUGACCUCACAGCUGCCCAGACACCUUCGGACUUUGUCGCUCUGACCGAGGACUCUGUUUCAGAGGCUGAUGCCCUGCCCAGCAGUGGGCCUGGGGCACUGUUCACAGAGGAUUUUGGCCAUGAUGUCUCUGCCUCUCAGAUCUUCUUUAAUCCUGCUGCUGCUCCUGGGAGGGAGACAGAUACUGUGCAAAGUAGUGGCCAUUCUGCUGGCGUAUCUCCUGUGAGUCGUGCAAGCUCGUGCAGCCUGGACUCCAGUACCUUAUUCAAAACCUCAGUUGCUAAUCAAACAAAAGUACUGUUGCAAGCCAAUGGGCUACAUAUUAAUGAUGCCAGGCACAUAGAAAAAAUUGACUCAGAAAAUGCACAUUUAGAAACCUUGACGUUACAGCGUAGUGAAGAACCAGCAGUGACGCACUCUCCAAAGGCACGGGGGUUGAGUGGCAGCAGCAAUGAAAGCACUCCAUCCAAGCACAUGAGAGACAUAAUUCCUGUAGUGGAGUCUAAGACUGUUCCAUGUUCUGAACCUCAGUCUUUUAAAAUGCAUCAGAGUUAUGAAUCAAAUCAUCCUAAAGUUGAUCUUGCCAAUAGCCUCAGUCCAUACCGGGAAGGCAGAUUUGUUGAGAAACGACUGAGGUCCUCUUCAGAAGGUACUGCUGGGGGCAGUCGGCUGAUCAUAAAACCAAAGGAUGGAAAUGCAGAAGAGCUUAACAGCCUAAGGAAGCAGAGGGCAAGCUCAUCCUCUUCCAAAAUGAACAGCAUGGAUGUUUUGAAUAACUUGGGUUCCUGUGAGUUGGAUGAAGACGACCUAAUGCUUGACUUGGAGUUCCUGGAAGAGCAACAUCAUCAUCGUUCUGUGUGCCGGGAAGACUCAUACCAGUCAAUAGUGUCAUGUGCUGCUGUAGUACUUACCCCUGUAGAGACCACAGUGGAUACAAGGAAAAAAGAACAGAUAAUGCCUGAUGUGUCCAAACAGAAUCUGUCCCUGAAGCUGUCGAAGGAGGUGGAGCAAGGAGAAGCCAGGCACCCUCGUGUCAGCCAGCUGGCUGGCAGCCCAUCUGUGGAGUGGCCUUUCCCUGGUCUGGAAGAAGGUGGAGGCAUUGAGUCUCUGCCCUUCAGACUGAUGCUCCAGGACUGCACGGCUGUAAAGACAUUGCUUCUGAAAAUGAAGAGGGUUCUUCAAGAGAGUACUGACAUGAGUCCAGCUAGUAGCACAGCCUCCCUUCCUGUUAGCCCCCUUCCUGAGGAGCCGUUAUUUUUCAAGGAUGGAAUAAAAGAUGAAUGCUCAGUGCUGAAGCUGCAGCUGAAGGAGAGAGAUGAACUCAUAGCCCAGCUUCGUGAGGAGCUGGAAAAGGCUCAGUGCUUUCAGAAGGCUCUUGCUUCCCAAGCAGAUAAAUCCACGCAGACAGAACUCGUGGGUCAUGAUGGAUGAAAGAGGGCCUUCCAUGAUGAGGAGUGCUACAGCGUCCUUAAAGAUCAACAUGACGACUUUGCUACUUGAGGAAAUUGAAAGUAAAAUAUCAACACAACUGAGAAUCAUUCCAAUAUGUGUACUGAGAAUCAUUUAGAGCGUGUUGGGAGUCUUGCAGAAAGAGCAGUGUGUGCAACAGAUUGAUUUCAAUGCUGCUAAAUAAAAAGAAAUUAAUGUGUCCUAAACAAUCAAUGGCAGUUUAACCUCCUUCACCUUCCUAUGCCGGCAAAAUCUUCUUUUAUUGGGAGCUCAAGGAAUAAUUUCUUUCAUGUCAAUCACGUUGCUAAAGUGGACCAGAAGAGGAAUAGACACAGCUAGCACUGGGACUGAUUACAGGAUCAUGUUAAGGGUACAGAUCUAAUGAUGGCUGCUAGCUAAAUAGGUAGUCCAAAGUAUCGUGCAGGCAUCGCACAAGCAGUCUGCAGCAUGUGCCACUGCUGAUUAGUUUUCAUUAAAAUGUGUCUCAAAACAGAAUUAAACAAUCACAGGACAAUUCUUGUUUCUGUCAGCAAGGGAAGUACAACUCAGCACCACUUUGUCAACCUUUAUCAGCCUUUAAGAGUUUGUGUUAAUUUUAUUUUCCACAAAGUAGAAAUUCCCGAGCUGACAUGAUUUCUACAAUGUCUUUUCUGUGUUUGCCUUCUGCUGAUGUUAUGGGUUUCAAAUCUGAGAACUGCUAUCCUCUUCGUUCUUUGUCUUUCAUACUGAGAGUAAAGCUGAUGUAAACAGGUUUUGGACUGGUCCUAAACUCAUUCCCCAUUUAAUGAGUGUUCUUUCCAGUGUAGCGGUCCUUACAUUUUGUAUGAUGCUUCUGAUGUCUCAGACAACAAACUUGCAUACCAUUGCUGUCAGUCUGCUGCAGUUUGGUUUGCACAGCUACAGACAAAAAUUGCCUUUCUUUGGUGAUCGCCAACGCUGUGUUUAUGACAGCGCUGUGGGCCAGAUAAGAAUGCACUGACUUUUGUACACUGACCUGUACAAUCAUGCAAUGUUAAAAUCCAUACUGAUAAAUAUUUUAGGGUAUUGGGUUUGUAGUAUGCUGUGCAUUACCUUGGACAGCAUUCAUCCCUUAACCUCUCAAAACCUGGGCACUGCCUUCUGCAGCGCCUCUGUGUUUGAUUAGGAGGAAGUGGAAGCCGGGGAGGUGGACACUUAACUGUUCCCCUCCACCUCCCUGCUGAGCUCCUGUUCCUCCCUGCCAGCCAGCGUGGAAUGUGGAUACUGUAGAGAGACUGCAUUACAUUGUGUCGUCUCCUUGAGGAAAGCAGGGGAACAGGAUGCUUCUUGAACUUUCCAGUCUAACCUAAGUAUGUUGCUGCCCAUGUUAUUUGUGUAGUUUGUUACAGAUUGAACUGAGUUGUGUUUUCCCACCUAAACUGGAAAAUACAUCCUACUUCUGCCUCUGCUCCUUCCCUUGCAGGCUGAUGUCCAUCUGCUAUUGUAUUUUACUACUAGGUUAUUUUUCUCCAUUUGUUUAUUUAGUCUCUGAGUUUGUUGUCUCAUGUGUACAGGGAAACAGUACAAACCUGUGCAUACUGUACCUUUCCCUAAUGCAAAAUUAUAUUUUAAAGAAAAAUACCUUUAGAAAGAAAACCAGCCAUUAACUAUUUCAAUAUUUGCUUGGAUUGUAUGUCUCUGUGCUUAUUCAUAUGUACUUAUUCAUGUCUGGAUAUCCAAGUUGUUCUUGAUAUGCUACAUCCUCUCCUACAACUUCCUUUAGCAUUCAUUUUCUCUCCUCAUGUUUCCAUUUUUUUCUAUUCAACUUCAAAAUAUAAUUUCAAAAUGGAUGUUUUUAGGGUGUGUUGUGUGUGCCAAUUAUCAAACUUCAAUGAUGUCAGACUAGGGUGAUACUUCUUCUGGCUUUAAUGGUUGCCUUUCGCCAACCCUUGUGGAACACAUUGCUUCACCAUCAAGCCCCUACAUACUUGGUGUUUGAAUUGCAUUUAACCACCAGUGGACAGUGAACGGGAAUGGAUUGUUGCACCUGCUUGUGACAGGGAAAAUACAGUACAAGUUACUGCUGCCAGUUGGCUGGAGGAUAAUAGCUUGUGCUGAGGGUUUGGUGUUUGUGGUGUUACAUGGAAAGUGGUAACAGGUUUUCACAUAAUCUUCAGCAGUAAAUAGGUUCUGGAACAGAAACUGAGGAGUGCCAUAUGAAAAAGACACUUUCAUUCUGUGGCUGAUUAUCAGCAGGGUAUUCUGCAUUGAAUUUUGCCAUCUCCUAGAGAUGGCAAAGAACAAUGAAAUUUGCAUUCUGCAGUGAUGUAAUGCUUAAUUAGUAUGAAUGAUCUUCAGUUUCGAUUUCUGGAUGCUUGUAUAGAUAAGCCCUGUGCGGUUUAAAUAUCUGUAGUAAUAUGAUGAUGAUAUUAUAACUGAGUUUCCUCACAGACCCGAAAUUAAUAUAGUACCAGUAGUCUCUGGAUAUUUAAAAAAGCAUUGGUUUUAUUUAAUAUAAUCUUCCAUAACAGUUCAAUGUUUUUCUUGCCUUUUUAAAAUCUUUUGACUUAUUCUAUGUUUUUUCUGUCUUUGUAUCUGCAGUUAUGCUGCUGCUGUCUUGCUUUGAAAGUGCAAUAAAAUAACAAG